GAACCUUGUACCUUGUCUCGCUCCGAUAACGCAUUUGCGUCUUUGCGGACGUUGUGUCAAUGCUCCAGAUUGGAAGUUUACCUCUUCUAGCGGCGUAAAUAUACUUUUAUACUGGUGUACAGUUUUAAGUGUAGAGUUGAUGUAUUAUCUAACGACGGCAGUACGACAAGGGAGCUCUUCAUCAUUGCCCUUCGUAAACCUGUCGAGAUUAUCGCUUCACAGGUUGCCCACAAUGUGCGCAAUGGAAUACGAGGACGGAGCGAAUACGCUCAAGGAAAUGGGCAAGAACCUUGAAUUGGAUUCCGUACCGAGGCGUACUCCUACAACCAGGGAAACCUCGGGACUUGACAAAGGGGCGUCAGGACACAUAGCUGUAGGGAAAAACGACCCUGAUUACGUUCUGAAUACUCCUCGAGGAGCUGUGUGCAUCAUCAUCGAUGUUAGAAACCCUACACACGUUACGAUGCCGGACUCUCGCAAAGGACCGAUACCCAUAGGGAAACGUCCUGACAGCUCACUUGCGGACAAGCUGCAACGUACAUUUGAGCAGUUGUCAUUCCAGGUCAAAGUUCAUGUUGACCCAGCGAAAGAGGAGUUGUUUAAAAUUCUGAAAGAAGAGGCGAAGGACAACUGGGACGCGGUGAUCUGUUGUUUCCUGACAUUUGUGCAUCCGCUGAAUGAUGACCUGUGCACCAAGGACGACUCCGUGAGCAUCAAAGACCUCACGGAAACUUUUAAUGGGGCAAACGCUUCAAACCUCCUGGGCAAACCCAAGCUGUUUCUCGUCCACACGUCGAAGAGAAGCCAAGAAAUAAGCGUAUGCAGAACAUUCAGUGACACGUCGUCGAGAUAUACGUUGCCCGUUCAGUCUGAUUUCUUCAUCUGCGUCUCGGGACAGCAAACAGAAGGCAAAGGGGCUACCGAUGCAUUCAUCGAACAUUUCUGCGAAGUAAUCGACAAGUCUGCCAAGUCCAAGGAACAACAGGAGUUUACAGCGUUACUCCGAGAAGUGAACAGAGAACUUCUGCAUGCUGCAGUCGACAAGAGUGAUAUUCGGUUGCCUUCCCACAUAUCAAGCCUCACAAGGCGGUUGUACUUCCGCAAGGCGUCUGAGCAGUCCGGAUCUUCAACGAAAGUUCCAGGAACUGAGGACAUCAAGAAAAAGACAACCAUGCACGGAACCCUGAAAGGAAGUCAGAAAGAACUUUUAGAGAUGACGUCGACACCGGAGCAGCCCUGCUCUUCCUGACGCAGAUAUGGAAUCCAUCUGCAAAGGAUCAAUACGUUAACUAUCGAUAUAAUAGAUUCGCGUAUGUUGAAUAUACAGUGUCAUUGACUUGACGUCGAACAUGCGACAACCAUGCUCUUUCGAUAAUCCAUGAUAUGGUACGAAUAAAUACGUCUAUAUUGAGAAUUGUUAUUGAAUAAAAUAAGGAUUGAUAGCGGUA
Messenger RNA from Ornithodoros turicata, 1448 nucleotides. RefSeq names its product caspase-6-like. The coding region runs from base 140 to 1249 and encodes 369 amino acids. Gene Ontology annotation, biological process: proteolysis. Lineage: Eukaryota; Metazoa; Arthropoda; Arachnida; Ixodida; Argasidae. The transcript is spliced from 7 exons. The record is from RefSeq and is a predicted model, not a curated record. Gene Ontology annotation, molecular function: cysteine-type endopeptidase activity.